This is a messenger RNA of Falco peregrinus (peregrine falcon), 3181 nucleotides long. Its product is annotated as NADH-cytochrome b5 reductase 3. NCBI's taxonomy places the organism in Eukaryota, Metazoa, Chordata, Aves, Falconiformes, Falconidae. The transcript is spliced from 9 exons. Gene Ontology annotation, cellular component: mitochondrion. The coding region runs from base 110 to 1018 and encodes 302 amino acids. Gene Ontology annotation, molecular function: FAD binding; oxidoreductase activity. The record is from RefSeq and is a predicted model, not a curated record.
CCCUGGCGGCCAGGCGGGGCAGCAGCCGCUCGGCGCUGAUUGGCGGGGCGCGGAGCGGCGGCGCGGGGCGGAGCGGGAGAAGCGCUUUCUCUUCUGGUUGGGGGCAGCGAUGGGGGCGACGCUCAGCACGUUGGGUCGCUUUGUGACAUACCCAAUAUGGCUAAUCUACACCACCAUCCUGAGGAGGCUUUUCGGGAGUCACAAUCACGCAAUUACUCUGGAGGAUCCUGAAGUGAAGUAUGCAUUGAGGCUGAUUGAUAAGGAGGAAGUUAGUCAUGAUACAAGAAGAUUUCGAUUUGCUCUCCCUUCUAGAGACCAUAUUCUGGGUCUCCCUGUAGGACAGCAUAUCUACCUGUCUGCACGGAUUGAUGGAGCUCUGGUUGUUAGACCUUACACUCCGGUUUCUAGUUACGAUGACAAAGGCUUUGUGGAUCUUGUUGUCAAGGUCUACUUCAGAGGUGUCCAUCCAAAGUUUCCUGAUGGAGGGAAGAUGUCCCAGUACAUAGACGGCCUGAAAAUAGGGGAUACUAUUGACUUCAGAGGACCAAGUGGCCUACUUGUCUACAAAGGAAAAGGAACGUUUGCUAUUCGGCCUGAAAAGAAAGCUGAACCAGUUAUUAAGAAAGUGAAAUAUGUGGGGAUGAUUGCAGGUGGGACUGGGAUAACACCUAUGCUGCAGAUCAUUCGAGCAAUCAUAAAAGACGAACACGACCCUACCAUUUGUCAGCUGCUCUUUGCUAAUCAGACAGAGAAAGAUAUCCUGUUACGUUCCGAGCUAGAGGAGAUCCAGGUUCAGAAUCCCGGUCGCUUGAAGUGCUGGUACACGCUGGACAGAGCACCUGAGAAUUGGGAGUACAGCCAAGGAUUUGUGAACCAAGAGAUGAUGAAAGACCACCUGCCCCCACCUCAAAAUGAUGUUCUGAUCCUCAUGUGUGGACCUCCUCCCAUGAUCCAAUAUGCUUGCAUUCCUAACUUGGACAAACUGGGCUACACCAAGGACAUGAGGUUCUCUUUCUAAAGAGGACCGAUAAUCCAGUGAUCUUGAGUAAAAGGGAAGAAAAAAUGUUUAAUGGGGAACAGGACUAAGUUAGAGAUGGCUGAUGCACAGUGCUGGGAAGCAACAUUUACAUUAAAAAUGCUUCAUCUUUUCUGAAUUUCUGGCAAGUAAGACACUGAAGCUCAACUGUAUUAAAAUUGUACUGUAUGUUGCACAGAAACAACUGUAUUGUGGAAAGAUAGUGAUGCCUAGUGCGGGGCUAUAGGGUAUAUUCCACCUCAAGGGAGGACAGUAUAGCUGCUUAGGGCAGUAAACACUCAUUUAUGCUUUUUCUUAGCAUUGUAAUCAAAUGGCAGUAAUAUCCUACUUCCUAACACUGUGCAUACCCAGUAUUUUGUGUGGUAUGAAGUAUGAAAAUACAUGGAAUGUGCUGGAUUAUCCACCGUUUAUGCCAAAUUUUAAUCCUUACAGAGCUUUUACAGUAUGAAGGCCAGGGAGGAGCGUUUGCCUUUUAUGUGUGGUCUUUGCAACAUCAGAAGCUUAAAGGUUCUUGUUCAAUUGAAGGAUGACAGUUAACCAGUUAUGACUUAAGCAUGACUGAAGUUGUUCAAGCUGCCUUGUUAAUCAAAACAGAGGUAGACAGCAACACAAAAAUUGUUUCCUUUGUAUUUUGAAGUAGUCUCUCUUAAAUGCAAACACUUCUUCAGCUGGUCACAGUUCUUAUCCCUGGGCAAUGAAAGAAACUACAGAAAGCAGGCUGCUUUGUGCACUGUUUCACAAAUAGCCGGAAUUGGUUGUAUGUGUGUGGAAUACCAGGGAAAAAAAUAACAACUUUUGUAUUUAUUCUUAAAUAGCGGGUGGUGCCAUAGGAGUACAAAAGCAGUUCUGGAUGUGCUGUGCAGUGAAAAAAAUGCUGAGUGAAAACUGGAUCUAGUUUCAGUUUCUUGUUUCCUAGAGAAGGAUUUGGAACAAAGGGGGCUGAGCUCAGGUUUCAUUGCCAGGGUGGGUCUCAGGUAGCCCAGCUUCGCAUGUGGUGUGGUGCGUGCGUGCAGCUGGGGGACUUGCCUGCAUUUCUUGCUCAGGCGAAGAAGCCCCAAAGGGUUUUGCUUGGUACAAUGCGUGGGAACAGCCUUAAGUCACAAAACUGACAGCAAAUCCAAAUGUCUCACUGAAUCUAAAACCAUUUCUUAGAUGCUCUUUAUGAUAGCUCUGGUUUUUAUUUUUGUAAUAACUUUUUUUACAGCAGCCUUUAACCUAGUCUGUAGUAAACUUAAGGCAUCUUGUGUGCCGAACCUUCUGCUCCGAAACAACAGAUACUGCUGAGAUUAGAGCUGUCCUGCAAGGAAUCUAUGGAACUAAAAAUCUUGCUUUGGUGAUGAAAUCAGAGUGACGGAAAGGAUGUGUGAUUGUAUAUGAAGAAAUGUGGAUGUUAGUUAGCUACAAGUGUCACUGUAUAAUACCAGUUUUAAAAAGAUUCUGAUAGGUAUUUGAGGGUUAUAGCUUGCCAUGUUUUCUUUUAUGCCUGUACAACAGAUGGGUACUGUGUGCUUACAAGGUUAAUUUUCACCAUGAAUUAAAUGGAGAAAAAGAUACACAGUUAUUUUAAGGAAUCUCAAAUGGAUAAUACUGUUAAUAAUUUUAUUAAUUAGAUGCUUGCCUCUGAAGUCUUGAAUUUUUGAUGUGUGCUUCUGAAACUUGUUCUUUAAUACUAUGCUCCAAAGUUCAAAUAAUACUUAAAGUAAGUUUCAGUCCCUUUUUUAAGAGAUGAAAAGCAGACAUAUGAGAGAAAUUAUCUUGCUGCUGGUUUAUAUCAGUGUGGGAUAUGCAUAGAUUUUUUAAUUAUUUAACGACAUUUUCUUGUUAAAAAAAUAACUAGCUGGUUACACAUCAACUAUUUUGUAUUACUUUGCUUAUUCAAUUACUGGCUUUUUUCACAUCUGUGUAAGAAAUAAAGUAUCUUGCAGGUGAAUCACCUGUGUCUUACUGAGCAGAUCAUCUUCAACCUCAUAAAAGACAAACUAUAUUUGCAAAAAUAUCUCUAUAAAGUGAAGGUUCAAAAAGGAAAAAAAAAGCCUGUUAGAUUUGUUUACUCAAGCGCUUAUCUCUUUCGUUUGAGUUUGGUGCAAACUGCUGUGUUUGGCUGCUGAGUCAAGGAGUAAAUGGUCUCCGUUUUUCUCCCUGUCA